This is a messenger RNA of Scylla paramamosain (green mud crab), 728 nucleotides long. It is a transcript of the gene RpL18A, whose product is annotated as large ribosomal subunit protein eL20-like. Gene Ontology annotation, cellular component: ribosome; cytosolic large ribosomal subunit. Gene Ontology annotation, molecular function: structural constituent of ribosome. Bases 130 to 666 code for a protein of 178 amino acids. Gene Ontology annotation, biological process: translation. The record is from RefSeq and is a predicted model, not a curated record. NCBI's taxonomy places the organism in Eukaryota, Metazoa, Arthropoda, Malacostraca, Decapoda, Portunidae. The transcript is spliced from 4 exons.
UUCAGAGAAAAUUUUGUGGGGAAAAAGACACAGGUGUUAUGAAGAUCAAGACCAAUGUUUAUGAGCUUUGUGAAGUAUUUGUUGACCGUCAAAAGAUUCUAGUCUUUCCUUCCCGCGUGAUCCGCCGCCAUGAAGGCUUCCGGCCUACUCAAGGAGUACAGCGUGAUAGGGCGCAAGCUGCCCUCAGACACAGAUCCUGAGCCGCAGCUGUACAAGAUGAGGAUAUUCGCCCCGGACAGAGUCACCGCCAAGUCUCGCUUCUGGUACUUCCUCUCCAAGCUGAAGAAGAUGAAGAAGUCCAGCGGCGAAAUAGUCUCCAUUAAUCUGGUGGUGGAACGCAAGCCCCAGGUGGUGAAGAACAUUGGCAUUUGGCUGCGCUACGACUCCCGCUCCGGCACUCAUAACAUGUACCGCGAGUACCGGGACCUGACUGUGUCUGGCGCCGUCACGCAGUGCUACCGUGACAUGGGCGCACGACACAGGGCACGCGCUCACUCCAUACAGAUCAUGCGUGUGGAGACCGUGUCCAGUGGAAAGUGCCGCCGCCCACUCACCACUCAGUUCCACAACUCCAAGAUCAAGUUCCCUUACCUCACCCACCACAAGAAGAAGAACAUGAAGCGCGACCGCAUCACCUAUGGCCGGCCCAUCCCCAAGACCUUCUAAACAGUGGUGUUGUAUUGGUGGUGGCAGUUUUUGUGAUGAGAGGAAUAAAGCCUCUGUGUUGA